This is a messenger RNA of Eurytemora carolleeae, 1378 nucleotides long. Its product is annotated as E3 ubiquitin-protein ligase MGRN1. Gene Ontology annotation, biological process: protein ubiquitination. Lineage: Eukaryota; Metazoa; Arthropoda; Copepoda; Calanoida; Temoridae. The transcript is spliced from 12 exons. Gene Ontology annotation, cellular component: cytoplasm. Bases 10 to 1353 code for a protein of 447 amino acids. The record is from RefSeq and is a predicted model, not a curated record. Gene Ontology annotation, molecular function: ubiquitin protein ligase activity.
GUGUUGCAUAUGAAUAUGAUAGUCAUGUAUAUAAUAUUUCUAGUGAUUGACAAAAACUCGGAUGGAACCUUUGCCUUGAAAACUUUAAAGCAGAAACUUUUUGUCGAUGGUCUUUGUUAUCUUCUUCAGGAGAUCUACGGAGUUGAAAGGAAAGGAGUUGAGGAGAUAAUAGAUGGAGAGCUCGAUGAUUCAGGUGCUGAGUGUGUUGUGUGUAUGUGUGACAACAGGGACACCCUGAUCCUUCCUUGCCGACAUCUUUGUCUCUGCAACGCAUGCGCAGACUCACUUCGCUACCAGGCAAACAAUUGCCCGAUUUGCCGAGCUCCCUUUCGCGCUCUUCUUCAAAUCCGGGCGCUACAGAAAACAGGACACUCUGCUACCCAUCCUGCCCUGGCAGGUGAGGCACCUCCUGAAGGAGUUCCUCCUGGCUAUGAGAUCGUUUCCCUAGUGGAAGCUCUAAAUGGACCAUUCGCUCCCCCGCCACCGCCGCUUCAACUCACAGACGAAGGAAAGAAAAAGAAACAAAAACGGCGGGCAUCAGUUCCACACGGAAAGGACGGAAAGAAAUCAGUUGACAAAACUGUUUUCCCGCCAGUAGAAGAGAUAGAUCCGGCUUCUUUACCGCCACCGCCGAGUCCGCCGCCCCAUCCUGCCGCUGGUGAUGUGACAAUUGUAAACGAAAAGAAGAAUUCUGCUAGAUCUAUUACGAAAAGCAAGAGCUACGAAAAGGAAGUUGGCACUGCAGAAGAGCACAAAAUUACACUAGAAGUUUUAUCCCAGGAUUCUGUUCUCAGUGGAGGGUCUGAUAUAGUGGAAGAGGAACUUCAAAAGGUGCAGGAAGAGGAUGUGCCUCUGAUUGAAACAGAGGUUAAGGACGAGGACAACCCCAGCGCAGAAGCUAAGGAGGAUCUGGAAAACGAUAAAGACCACUUGAAGGAUGAACAAGAGGUUGGAAAUGUUCAGCAGGACAAACUUAUCAGAUCUGGUGUUUUGUGCUCCAACUAUUCUCCUGAAUUUGGAACAGCCUCGGAUCCGGAGGAUGUUGAUGAGGAUCUAGAGGAUGUUGAAGAGGAUCUAGAGGACGAAGGAGACGAUGAUGUAGAGGAUGAUGAUGUCGAGGUUGUUUCUCUUCGUGGACUAAAACAAGAGGAGCAGCUAUCUCUGCCUGGAACACCUAGGUCUGGGAAUAGUAUAAGAUCAAGUCAGGAAUCUUCUACAAGUGUUAACUCAACCAAUCAGCUACUGGGCAGGGAGAGAAGGGAGGGGGAUGAUGUGGAAGGAAGUUUACGGAAGGAAGAUAGGAAGAAACGCGGGAAAUCUUCUAUUGUAUCCGAAGCUGAUGAAAUGGCUUGAAACCAAAAUAAAAUGGCGGUUUCAG